Messenger RNA from Danaus plexippus (monarch butterfly), 708 nucleotides. It is a transcript of the gene ATPsynD, whose product is annotated as ATP synthase subunit d, mitochondrial. The coding region runs from base 72 to 596 and encodes 174 amino acids. Gene Ontology annotation, molecular function: proton transmembrane transporter activity. The record is from RefSeq and is a predicted model, not a curated record. The transcript has 3 exons. Lineage: Eukaryota; Metazoa; Arthropoda; Insecta; Lepidoptera; Nymphalidae. Gene Ontology annotation, biological process: proton motive force-driven ATP synthesis.
AAAUUUGUCUUUGGUUACUCGUAGUUGUCAGUCGAGAGGUCUGCAAUUUAUAGAAAAAUUUAGCUUCAAAUAUGGCGAAACGUAUAAGCCAGAGCUCUAUCAACUGGGCCGCCCUAGCCGAGAGGGUCCCUGCGGAACAAAAGUCGAACUUAGCUGCUUUUAAAGUUAAGUCUGAUGGCUACCUUCGCAGGGUAUUGGCUAGCCCUCCGGAGCCACCAAAGAUCAACUGGGCAAAUUACAAGCAGGUUGUUCCCAUACCCGGCAUGGUGGACAACUUCCAAAAACAGUAUGAAGCCCUCAAGAUCCCAUACCCCUCGGACACCAUGACUGCUAAGGUUGAGGCUCAGUGGGGGGAAAUUAAGAAGGCCAUUGAAUCAUUUGUCCAGGAAUCAAACAAAAACAUUGCUAAAUACCAACAGCAAAUUGAUGAACUCAAUGCCCUGCUGCCAUACAACCAGAUGACUCUAGAAGACUUCAAGGAUGCCCACCCUGAAUUGGCCAUUGACCCCAUCAACAAGCCGACCUUCUGGCCGCACACACCAGAGGAACAGCCAGACUAUGUCGACCCCGAAAAACCAGCACAGAGCGGCCACUGAACAAAUCAUGGCAAUACACAUUCAAUACAAGUGCAUUAGAUUUUUGUUUGUGAAACACUCGGUGGUUAAAUCUGUAUUUAUAAUGUAGGAAUAAAUAACUGUCUACAUACAA